Molecule: messenger RNA, 213 nt
Organism: Postia placenta MAD-698-R-SB12
Lineage: Eukaryota; Fungi; Basidiomycota; Agaricomycetes; Polyporales; Adustoporiaceae
Exons: 3
Biological process (GO): intracellular transport; protein secretion
Source: RefSeq, a predicted model, not a curated record
UCCGCGCUUUUCAACUUCCAGUCACUGCUCCUCGUCAUCCUGCUUAUGAUCUGCACAUGCACGUACGUCCGCGCGGUCAUACCGAGGCUCAUUGACCGAAACAAGGAGGGAUUCCUGGGUUUAUUCUGGAUGUCUGCGCGCAUAGGAGAACGCCUGUCGCCAUAUGUAGCCAUAGCGUGCGUCGUGAUGGCAGGGACAUUGUUGGUACAGUGA